GUCUAAUGUUAGAAACCUGUUAUCUUUCAAUAGAUAAAUACAAGCACGCUAAGAGAAGAAUCACGAAUAAGUUCUCAGUUGAGAUUCGUUUGGGAUGAAUACUGCUUUGAUUUUGAAGCUCAGUUGCGCGUGGUACCUGUAGUCUUUCGCUAUGUUCGGCGCACUCGGAUGGUUAAUUACUGUGGUGGUGGUGAUUUGUGAAGGUCGACAUUGGGAUGCAGACCGAAUGUUAUCGAAUGAACGGAACACAUUGGAUGAUUGCAGACUGCGUUAUCAUGAGCUUAUUGAGACGGGGGCAGCUGCUCCUGUUUUUGGGAAGCCAGCGUUAUUGAAGGAAUUCGCCCACAUGGGAGCCAUCGGGUGGACCCAGGAUGAUGGAAAAGUACUGUGGCAUUGUGGAGGUACAUUGAUUUGGAUGGACUACGUUGUGACUGCGGCGCACUGCGUGGUAGAUCACCAGGAUGUACGACCGGACAUUGUGCGAUUUGGCGACUUGAAUUUGGAAACCGAUGAGGAUGAUGAAUACGCCCAGCAAUAUAAGAUUGUUCAGAUAUAUCGACACCCGCUACAUCGGUUUGGAGUGAAAUACCAUGAUAUAGCACUGAUAAAAAUGGAACAGCCUGUUAGGUUACAUGACACAGUGUGUCCAGCAUGUCUUUGGAUCGAUCCAGAGAUACGUUUUACAGAAUUCAUCGCUACUGGAUGGGGCAGCACCGGUCCUUUUGAGGAUCAUACCCCAUCUCUGCUAAAAGUUUCUUUAAAGCCCAUGGAAUCCUCCAAAUGUGGGAAGUUUUAUACUAGUGAACUUGUUCGGGGUUUGAGUGCUGGACUCCACGAAAACCAUCUGUGUGCCGUCGAUGAGAAGAUGGAUACCUGUGAAGGUGACUCCGGUGGUCCACUUCAAGUCAAACUGUUACACAAUGCUCGUCUAACACCUUUCGUAGUGGCUGUCACUUCGUUCGGAUUGCCCUGUGGAUUGUCAAAUCCUGGAGUGUACACUAAAAUAGGUCCUUAUCAUGACUGGAUUCUAGCAACUAUGCGGCAAGGUGGCGCUGUCAUUGAGGACGACCUUUUUAAUGCCACGUUCUGUGCAUUACGAUUCAAUAGAUUUCGUGAACAUAUCUAUACAGAGCGUCUCGACAAAAUACAUGUGUACGAAUUUGUUUACCUCACCACUCAUCACAUAUACAACGAUUUACCACCUAAAUAUCUUGUUCAGCUAAUGUGGAAUGUUAAGGGAGCUCCUCAGAAUUGUUAUGGUACAAUCAUCGAUGAAAAUACGGUUCUUACAGUUGCCUAUUGUGUCCAUUAUCAAGGGAUCCCAGCUUCAGCUGUCUCACAUCCAGAGGAGGGUGUAUUGAAAAUCUCAAAAAUAAAUGUGCAUCCUCAAUAUAAUCCAGCGUACGGAUAUUACAAUAUUGCCAUUCUACGCUUGGAGAAAUUGUACAGCUUCAUUAACAUUCGACCAGUUUGCAUUGAUUAUGGUAACGUAUCUGCUGUGCCAAAUAGUGUUUUUGGAUUCGGAAGGAGAGACAUUUACGAUUGGGAUUGCUAUGAUUUUCCUGAAUGCAUAGAUCCAUCGUUGAUUCCAUUGACUGUGUACAUAGAACCAAAAAAUGAGACAACCUGCAGACUUCCCAAAGAAUAUGUAUCACGCUUUCCAAACGGCAUCACUGAUGAACUUAUCUGCGUAGGUACUGAUCGAUUUCUGGUACCCGGAGCAUGUGAUCUGAAGCUUGGAGGCACAUAUACUUAUGUUAAUAAAAAUUUUACACGUAUGUCUAGAGCCAUAGAUAGAACAAUAACUGGACGUGAUGAAUUAUAUCCGCAACUGGAUGGUUUGGUACAAAUUGGACGGGACUGUGGCUAUGGGGAGCAUUUGCUGUCCACAAGAAUUCAAAGCCAUAUCAAAUGGAUGGAGCGUGUAUUGCUUCCUAAAACCGCGACGGUAAACGCAGUUCAGUUCUUGGAACAGAGUCGCCACGUAGGAGAUUCAUGCACGGAUGCCAACGGAGUACCGGGAAGGUGCACAGCAAUAUCAAGAUGUCAGCGAAAGUGGAAGAAGUUUGAACUCACAAAAGAGGCCACAUUCUGCUCUUCGACUUCGGUGAUAUGUUGCCCUAACGCUGACAUCGAUAAAGACGCCUGGAGUAGCAAACACUCGAUUCUAAUGAAAUGUCCAAAACUCGUAAACGAUUCACUGCCGGAAACCAACGGAGCACCAAUGGUUCGAAUUUUGGAUAACUCAAAUCGAUAUAUUUGCAUGGGCGCCAUCAUUUCUGAUCGAACGGUACUAACUUCUGCCAGCUGUGUGCACACCACAACAACUCCUGCUGUUCAACCGCUAGGAAACUUUAGACUUACAAUCCAAGUUCGACAGAUUGUUCAACACAGUUCCUUCAACGCAACGGAUUACAGUAAUGAUAUCGCUAUUUUGCGACUACCGCAAUCCUUGGUUUGGGGUCCUAAUCUGCAUCCAGCCUGUUUAUGGAACAACCAAACUCAUUCUCCACUUAUAGUUGAAAUGCUACAACCAUUCAAUAAAACCGACGGCACUGACAUAAAGUACAUCGAUCUGCUAACGAUGUACAACUCGGACUGUCAAAGAACACAUGCCCACCCGAUUCGAGAUUCGCACAUUUGUGUCAAAUAUCCAUACCGGGAGUACACGUGUUUUCCGUCGCACAGUAUGCUCCGGUGGGAAGAUGCUGAAGGUGUUCCAUACUUGAUUGGCCUGUCAACGGAUACCAGAGAGUGCAUGGGAUGGUCCUACAUGACCUUCUCACGAAUUGCGGCGUUCAUAGAUUGGAUUGUGGACAACAUAGCUGAUGAAGAAAUCAGACGAUCGUUCAAUGUGUAGAUGGCAGUAAAUCAAGUGUAGGAUUCAGAUUUAUACUACCAUUUGCAACAGUGCAACAUAGUUGUCCCAUGUUAAUAUAAACUCACAUAAAGCAUGGGACAACUAUGCUGCACACAGCAGUAUAGUAAUCAUGAAUUGAAUUCAUUUUACUAAUAAAUAAUGAUGGAAAUCAGUGAAAAUUGCUCGAGCAAACAAGUAAGCAGUGUAGGCGAGCAUGCGACAGUGAUUUCAAAACUGUUUCUGAUAAAUUUGUGUUUUAGUGGAAAAUGUACAUAUUCUAAGUACACAGGACUUUAGUGCAAUCCAACAGGAUUCAGAAGAACAGCACAGAUAUAAUAUUCAUACAAAAGGCGUUGCGAGCAGGGUAUGUCAGGUAAAGACAACAAGCUGAACAAUAAGUGGACCAAAAUCGUAAAACACGAAAAAGUUUUAUAUGUCGGAUAUCUUUUUUAUUUCCGGUUUAUCUAGGUACUCAAAGCUAUAGUGUAUCAAACAAUUGUCCGUACAGCAUUUUUUUUUUGUUAAAAUAAUUUUUCAUUCAAAUGUUUAUAACUUUUUUAUGCGUCAACUGAAAACGCUGAAAAUUUGACCAAUCAUGAAUCAUAUAUUAAAGCUCCAUAGGCAACAUUUUGAGCGAGAUCGAAUAAGUUUUCUGAAAGUUAUAGAAGUUUUAGUAAAACAUAAGAUUUUUAAACAUUAUAUCUCAAUAUGCACUCGAUUAUUUUUUUUAAUUUUUUUUGUGCUACAUCUUAUACCUAAGGCUUUCAUAUGCAGCUAUGUUUGGGGUUAUAUAUUCACUACAAAAAAUAUGAAAAAUAUGCUUAUGUAGUUGACGAUAUUUAAACCUUUACCAUUUUUUGCACAUAUAAUCUGCCAAUCGUGUUCCACCAAUAAAAGUGCAUUAACUGAACGAAAAAUCCAUAGGACCUACUCUUCAUAUAUAGUUUAGUAGGGCCUAUAUAAAAAUAUUACAUUAAGAGAGUUUAAAAAAGUUGAAAACACUUGGUACUUUUAUUGAUCUAAAUAUGAAAAAUUUCCAAAUGAAUCUCUGAACAUAUACAGAUUUUUCAUAUUUUUUGUAAUGAUUAUAAAACCUUAAACGAAGCUGCAUAUGAAAGCCUUAGGUAUAAGCCGUAACACAAAAAAAAAUUGGAAAAGUUUCAUCAUAUUGAGGUUUCAAAAAUGUGUUCAAAAAUCUUCUAAGUUUUACUAAUAGUUCUAUAACUUUCAGAAACUUAUUCGAUCUCGCUCAAAAUUUUACCAAUGGAGCUCUAAUAUAUGGGUUAUAAUUGGUCAAAAUUUCAGCGUUUUUGAUUCACGUAUAAAAAAGUUAUAAACAUUUAAAUUUAAAAAUUUUGAUCAAAAAAUUGCUGUACGGACAAUUGUUUGAUACGCUGUAGGUAGAUAGAGUUAUUCUUCUAAAUGAGAAAUAACAUUUGUUGUUCAAGGUGUAAUGGUAGACGUCCUCCAAACAGGGAACUCCAAUCCUUGGUAUCAGGCGACCCAUGCUGAGGAUUGAAUAGUUGAGGGGGUUUAAAGGAUGCUCGAUCUUUAACGGAGUCUGUAACGUGGGUAUAUCAUCUUUUCGUGUUGGGUUACGGCGGUUAUUCUACAAAUUUGUUCCAGGGAUCCUCUAGGAGUUUCUUGUAGGAUUCACAAGGAGUUCUUGAUGAGAUUCUCUCAGGGGUUUAUUAAGGAUUCUUUCAGAAGUUCCCUCUGGGGUUCUUCAAGGAGUUUACCAUGAGAUUCAUAAAGAGGUUCCCCCUGAGAUUACUUCAGGAGUUCCUUCAAACUUCCUUCUGAAAUUUCUCUAGAAAUUAAUUACGAAAUUUCUCCUGGGAUUUCAUUCAUUAUAAGCCCUCUGGGAUCCUUUCUGGAUUCCUGAGAGGUUCCUGCAGGAACUCCUGUCAGAAUUCCUUCAGCGAUUUCUUCUGGAACUUCCAGGGAUUUCUUCCGGAGCACUCUCGAGGAUUGCUUUAAGAAUUCCUUCCCAGGUUUCUUCAGAAACUUUUUUCAAAAUUCCGUCUGGAAUUCCUUCCUGGAAUUUCAUGCGAGAUUCCUCCCGGAGAUCCUACCAGGAAUCCUUGAAAAACUUCUUUCAGUAUUCCUUCAACAACUUCUCCAGAAUUCCUCCAGGAGCUCCUUCAGUAACUACUUAUGGAAUUGCUUCUAGAAUUUCGGACAUUACUUCUGGACUGCUGUCAGGAAUUGCUUCUGGAGUCUCUG
Aedes albopictus (Asian tiger mosquito) is the source of this 5086-nucleotide messenger RNA. RefSeq lists its product as uncharacterized. Gene Ontology annotation, biological process: proteolysis. The transcript is spliced from 10 exons. Lineage: Eukaryota; Metazoa; Arthropoda; Insecta; Diptera; Culicidae. The record is from RefSeq and is a predicted model, not a curated record. Gene Ontology annotation, molecular function: serine-type endopeptidase activity. The coding region runs from base 152 to 2860 and encodes 902 amino acids.